UUCUUUGGCGAACAAUUUAAAUGAUUACAAGCAAUAAAAAUAAGAGUUGGUAGAAUUAGUAAACAUUUCUUAACCCUUAUUAAAUUACUUAGUUUUACUUGAAAUAAAGCAUUUGAGAGUUUAAAUAAGAUAGCUUUUGGCUUUAUUUAAUUUAACUGACCUAUUAUAUUAUUCAUUGUCCUUUUGUUUAAUCUAGCAACAAUAUGAUGAAGGAUAAUUUUUGAUAAAAUUAACAAUUUAUUUGUAAAAGGAUAAAUUAUCUUAGAAAAGCCAAUAUGCAUAGAUCUAUUAAGCAAUGAAAAAAGUUACAAACCCUUAUAACUCACAAGGACAUUUUUUAUUAAAAUCUUCCUAAGCAAACAGCUUGAAAAAGAAGUACUAUUUAUAUGUCUUGUAAUGCACUUUUUUGAUGUAGCUGAUGGAGAGGAAAUAUUUAUUGUUUUAGAAGCAAAUUAAAUUAUUUUGAG
Messenger RNA from Paramecium sonneborni, 467 nucleotides. NCBI's taxonomy places the organism in Eukaryota, Ciliophora, Oligohymenophorea, Peniculida, Parameciidae. The record is from the annotation of a GenBank genome assembly.